CUUAAACAUGUGAGGAGGGAGAAGAAAAUCCUAUAGUGUUUACUCUGUCAGGCAGGGAGUCGCCCAUCCUCAGGCAAAGCCCUGGAUUAACACUGAACCAUUAACAUGACAGUGAGGGCCUCCCUACUCUCCCCUCUACCUCCACUCCCACACAAAGACAAACUGUUCUACUCUAGAGUAAGCAUUUGCUCUGAGACAGACCCUUUACAUUUUUGGGGUGACUUUAUCAGAUCUGUGUUAGGCCAUCAGUUUAUUGUUCCAGAUGUCUUUGUAGAAUGAGGGUAAAGAGGACUCACCGUCGUUCCUCUGCCACAUACUAUACCCACUUAUUUUACAGACUGGUAUCUGAACCCUGUAGGAACAGAACGGCAUGUAACGUGGGUGUGGAGCCUGAUGCUGAGGUCUCCUCUCUGUAACCAGAUGAUAAGCCCAGCUGUGAUUACGCUUGCUCUUUCUAUUGUGUUGCUUGUUUCAUUCAGCCCCCAUUUUAUAAACCAGGCAGCGGGGCUCAGCGGGCCGAGCCAUAGCAGGGCACACUGCCUGAUUCUGUUUGGGUUGGUUCUUCUGUCCAGCGAGGUGGUGAUUCAACAGUUCUACGUCCUUAUUAGAGUCACUGGUUUUUCGCUGGUUAUCUGAGCCAGUCGAAAAAUAGCUCUUUCUCUAAGAAAUGUUUACUGUUAUUUUAAACUGGGAUUGAUUGUGUCUAGGGACUUGCAGUGUUUGGUUUACAUACAUCAACCGCCAACCCCCUCGCCAUUCUGUAAUGUAAUGGUGGAAUAUCUGUCAAUGACGCUUGGUCUUCGACUGCAGGACUAAAUAAUCUCUACGGGUGCCUUUUUCUUUACCCUCUGUAUCGAGUUGCUGUGUUUUCCACCAUGACUGAUAUAAUUCAGAUAGUGAAGUCAAGUAGUUAGUUAUCUUGGCCUUGUCUUUCUGCCGUCAAGGUCGUUACGGUGUUCACUUACGAGAGAGCGUACUAUUAGUUGUUUUUCUGUAUUCUUCUCUCCAUUGUCAGCUGACCUAUGACUCUGUUAAUUAAGUGGAGAUCUCGGUCUCGUUGCUACGAUACAGCAUACUUCCCAACUGUGUGGUGUGCAUUGGUUGGUUGCCAAUUGCCUGUUUUGUAAUGCUGUCAUCAAAUCAGCUUGACAGAUUCCUCUGGAAUGGGAGCUGUUUAAAACAAAUCUUUAUGUCCAAGCUAACUGCCACGUGCCAGGAUUCACUGUGUGACUGUCGAGUGUGUGUGUGCUGACUGACGAUGCAAGCAAUCUUACUUUUUAAACUCCAUGCGAGUUGUUAAUGGGCUGUGAGCCAAUGAGAGAGCCCCAUAGACUGAUCUAAAGCAAGGACCCUGGGCAUGACAAUAACCCUGACCCCUCCCCUCCUGAGGUAAAUCCCCACAAUCCCCUAGGAAAUCUCCUAUUAUAUACAACACUGGGAGCAAACACACUUGUUGGAGCCACACCAAGAUGAAGUGUCAGUCAGUUUGUGUGUGUAAAGAGUAUGGCAGAAGAGCUCUCUGUCUCUGUGUUUGAGAUCACUGUCAUUGGACUGAUGCAGCAGAAGUUAUGGAUGUGGAGGAUUCCUUUGCACAGAUAGCUCCUUUGCCAAAGAAGCUGUAAAAUCUGACCAGGGUCUGUAGAAGUGCCUUGUCAAUCAUUGAAGUUUCUCAAAGGAAUGCACUGCGUAGAAAGGCUCUGAGGAGAGGAGCAGUCAUUUUCAGCCUGCUUUAUCAGUGCUCUCUGAGGCACUGUUAUUUGCUGAAAGAGAACUUGACAACAAAAGGGUGCAUCUGAAAUGCCACAGCGUGAUUGAUAAUUCUUUGGAGGAAUGAACCAGUCUCCCGGCCCCAUUCAUGGCACUCCUCCAAGUUUACAGAAGACCACCCCGAACCCACAGAGAGUCACAACGAGCCUCCACCUGCACCCCCACCUGUGUGGCAGGUCAAACAUGAAGUCAGUGCAUCCACAAAAGACCUUUCCAGCUGCGGGGACCACGACUCGAAUCUACGCCAGUUAUCCAGCCAGUUCAGCUCCGUGGGGAAUAUGGAGAGAGUAGAGCGCCCCUCACACCCCUUCCAACCAGGAUGCCUCUCCCCCAGCAGGUACCACCGCAGCGCUGAGCCUCUCUCCGGGGGUGGAGGAUCUGGUGGGAAGAGAGAAUCGGCCUUCAGUUGCCUCUCCUCCACCAGCCCUCCCCCGGAGCCUGCUCUGGUCCUCGCCAACACUGACACUGCUGCAACUGAGAGCAGCAUGUUCCAUAAGGGUGUCCAGACUCAGACCAGUGAGGAUGGAAGGCCGGGUGAGCAGCGCCACAGCCGGUACCUCCAGUGGCCCCAGGGGGACAGAGGCUCGGAGAGCCCCAGGACAGUCCCAGAGGAGCAGCCUGGCUCCCGCUACUCCAGUUCAGGCUCUGGCAGAUCGCACAUAGGCCCUGUGUGGCACGUCCCAGAGAGGAGGAGGGUAGCAGCGCCCCCCUCUCCUCCUCCUCCUCCCCUGCGCAGUGACAGCUUUGCUGUCACCAAGGUCUACCCUGCCUACACAGAGGGGCCUGGAGCUCCACCACACGGGCAGAUGAAGGCCCAGGAACGAGGGGUGGACAGGCUGGCUGAGGCCCCAGACAACAGCAGCUACAAAGGCCGGGGCAACCAUAUCCCUCACGAUGAGAACGGUGUAGACCCUAGGUGCAGUUACAACCCUCCACCUUGCAAGAAAGACUUCCUCCACCCAAACAUAGCAGCAGGAGCACCUGACUACAACCACAACCAGCUCAGCAACCCAAACAAACUGUCAUCUGUGUCUAGCCAGGACGUGAGACAGAGUCAGUCUCCCUUCACUUGCCUGCCCAACCAUCAGCGGCAGUACAGCGACGAAAGCACUUUCUACCUGCAGACCAGAUCCGCCCCACAUCCACCGAAGCCGCAGAGCGUCGGUAGCUACUACCACAGCCUCCAGGAGCUCCCUACCAACUGCAGUAACAGCAGGAACCACGUGAGGUCCUCCACCACGUCCCUGUCCACCUCGACCAUCGACCAGAACUAUGACUGCGGAGGACACAUCCGGUACUACUGCAUCACAACCAAGCAGCCAGCCCAGACAGAGACUCGUGUUAGACAGAGCAAAUCAGAGGUCUGGAAAUCUGACAUGGAGCUAGCUAAGGGCUCCAGUGACAGGGGCUCCACAAGUUCCUCCCACAAGACCAACAGGGUCAAGUAUCCUCCUAAUCCUCAGCCUGCUUACACCAACAGCAAGGAGCGGAACGGAAAUUUCCAACCGGCCAAUGUUCUGCUUUACGGCCACACAGCCUCUAAUUCCUCAUCCUCAUCUGGUAAACCUACCACUGAGGAGAAUGAGAGGAGGAGUGAGGGCCAGAGACCUACAGAGGCCCAGUUUAGAAGUUCUUACACUCCCAGUCCGCCCAAGGACCACAAGGUGGCACCACUGAGAGAAGACCCGUGGGUCUCUCAGGAGAACCAUAAGAUCUCUUCUCAAAAGACACCCAUGCUCCACAGUCUGGCUCAGGAGAGUAGAAGCCCCAUGCUUCAUUCUCUAGCCCAGGAGAGUGUUCUCCACCAGGCUCUUAAUCACCCUGCUACGGCACCACCACCACCAUCCAACGGCGGGGGAGAAGCCAACCACGCCCUACAGGAUGCUUUAACGGACAACACGGCAACGGGCAAAUUGGCGAGACGCAGCGACCGAUACGCCACCACCCUCCGCAACGAGAUCCAGCUAAAGAGGGCCCAGCUGCAGAAAAGCCGGAGUGCUGCCACCCUGACCUGCCCCAGCGAGACGGAGGAGCCAGAGGAAGAGGAGACAGACCCGGGGGGGUGGAAGUCCACCUCCUCCACCUCCUCUGAUGGCUCCUUUUCCACGUCCUACAAGGUCCACCUCAAAGAGGCUCAGGCGAGGGUCCUCCAGGCCACAUCCUUUAGGAGGAGAGACCUAGAACCUCCCGGGUCAGGGUCGGAGGCUCCGUUAACCAAACCCAACUCGCACAUAGUCUCCCGCAUUGGUGGCCGCAAGCGUUUCCCUCUGAACAAGAGGGUCCACUCGUUCUCCGAGCCAGACAAGAUCAACAAGCUCGGAGUGGAGGGUGAGGGAGAACAUCCUAUUGGAACAGCACGGUCAUUUAUAGACCGGCGGAAAUUCUUUGAAAUGGCUGCUAAACCUUCCUUCUGCAGACCCAUCUCAACCAUCCACAAGUCAGGCCAGCAGAGCUCCAGCACCACCUCCGGCACUUUGGAGCGCGGAGAGGGCAAGGCCAGAGGGAGAGCCCACUCAGGCGAAACUCAGGUGGCCUGGGGGCCGGGCCUUGCCAGUGAGACCUCCAGUGACCACCACCCAGACCCCCUCAGCCCCGCAGGCAGACAGGCCCUACUGGAGCAGCAGAGGCUGGGGACCUUUGCUGAGUACCAGGUCACCUGGAACAUGCAGAGGAAGGCUUCAGACACAAAGCCCCAGGGGAGGUACCACUCUGCUGACAACAUCCUGGACCAGGGUACAGAGGAGACGCCUGUCUGUGUCCACGAGAGGUCCAGAUCGUCUCCCUCGCAAGACUUCCACACACAGAAGAUCCCUAUGCCAUGGAGAGAGACUGUUGAAAACCCGUAUCUGGAUCACAGACGGGACCAGCGAGGAGGCAGUUACACCACCAGAGGGCAGAGCGAGAGCAGAGAGCAGCCAGCCCAGCUCCACCACUUCCCACAGCCUCCACAACCGUCUAUUCCAAGACUGACCGACACAGAGCCACACAGCAGCAGAGACGUGGCCACCCCCACCCCCCUCCCUCUCCCCUCCGAACACAGAUACAAAUGUGACUCUGCGAACCCCGCCCACAACCUCCCGGCUCUCCCCCCGUACCCCUCCAAUCACACCCACAGCUCUGUGUCUGAGCAACCACUACCACCUCCAAUGCCCGCUCCCAAGCCCCAGAAUACAGGCCUCAUCAUCAUGCCACAUUGGUCUCUCCUAGGCCUGGAAACCUCCUCAACCACACCCUCCUCCUACGGACUGUCUCCCCAGGAAUUCCUGCCUGGCCCUUGCACCCAUCAGGCUGAACCGUCAUCCAGCAGCAGCUGCUCCUCCCAUGGCACAGAGCUGGAUCCUGCCUCAAACCAAGCCUGCUCCUUGGGCUCCACCCAGCUCCCCUCUCCCUCCCCUGGGAGAACCGCUGGACAGGGCACGGAGGAGGGAGCAGCUGAUUCAACACUAGAGCCGCCACCCUCCCCCUCUUCCCACUCUCCUUUUUUCUCCUACCAGCCUGCCAGUCUGACGGUUCCCUCCUCAGGUGGGACUAGUUCUCCCUCUCCUCAGUUUGCUCCACAGAGGCUGACGGACCAGCCCCCUGUCUCUGUGUCUGUGCAGGAUGAAGCCCAGAGCAGGCCAGAGAACAGGACCAACUCUGUGAUGGAGAUGAGCAGUGUAGGGAAGAAGAUCCCUGUUAAGAUCGUCCAUGCUGAGAGCACCACAGAGAGGGAGAGCCGCCAGUACCUGCUGCACAGCGAGAAAAAUAGGGCCCCUGGAGUUUCAGAGGGGCCCGACCUUCCCCCGCCCCUACCGACCAGCCUGCCCUCCCCUGAGCCGCAGCCCUACUCCCUGUUCCGUGCCUACACCCCCUACACACGCCAUGGGCCCCAGAGUCCCCCCAGGGACCCAACCCUCACUGUAGCCCCAGAAGAGGCCCUGUCCCUUGGUCAGUCUCAGACCAACGGCCCCUCUGGUACCUCCACCAUGGGUCCCCAGCAGCCUCAGAAGAGUAACUCGGAGGAGGAUGUGAAGAGAGAGGAGCUGGCCAGAGACAUCAUGGACAAGGAUAAGUCCCUGGUGGACAUCUUGGACCAGAGUAAGAUGAAGACCACCAUGGAUCUGAUGGAGGGGAUCUUCCCCCAGGGGGAGCAGAUCUUGGAUGGGGGGCACCAGAGGAGGAAAUUCUCCCCCAAACAGGGAUUGCCGCCCAGGGGAAUGGGUGACCGGAGAGAGGAGGAGGGCAUGUCUUCUGCCACAGGUUCCCUGGUGACCAGCUCCUCUUACUACAGCACAUCUGCCCCCAAGGCUGAGCUGCUCAACAAGAUGAAGGACAUGCAGGAGGACGAGCUGGAGGAGCUGGAGCAAGACUCUGAGGACGAACUGGACAUCAACCUGGCCAGCAAGAAGCAAGAGCUGAUUGACAGCCUGGGUAAGAAGCUGCAGGUGCUACGCGAGGCCAGGGAGAGCCUUCAAGAGGAUGUCCACGACAACAACUCUCUGGGGGAUGAGGUGGAGGCCGUGGUGCAGAGGGUCUGCAAGCCCAACGAGCUGGACAAGUUCAGGAUGUUCGUGGGAGAUCUGGACAAGGUUGUCAGUUUGCUGCUGUCCCUGUCUGGCCGACUGGCCAGGGUGGAGAACGCUCUCAACAGUUUGGAGGAAGACACUACACCAGAAGAGAAGCGUACCCUGUCAGAGAAGAGGAAGUUGUUGAUCAGACAACACGAAGAUGCCAAAGAGCUCAAGGAGAACCUUGACCGGCGGGAGCGCCUGGUUUACAGCAUCAUGGCUGCUCACCUCAGCCACGAGAGCCUGGCAGACUACCAGCACUUUGUCAAGAUGAAGUCAGCCCUCAUCAUCGAGCAGCGCAAGCUGGAAGACAAGAUCAAACUGGGAGAGGAGCAGCUGAAAUGUCUGCUGGAUAGUUUAUUGUUGGAGCAAAGGUUGCUGUUCUGACGAUGCUUAGUGCAAUCUGAGAUGCUUGGGACGUCCCUAACCUCAACCCUUACCCUGACCUUAACCCUCACCUAAUCUUUACCUUUCAACUUCAAUAGGGUGACGUCAGAGUUGGGACGUUCCAAGGAUCUCGUUUAGACUUUUCAUUCUGACAAUGGCCACACAGAGGUGAUGUGGUGUACUGACACAGACUGGCCACUAGAGAGCCUCAGAGAGGCGCUGUUGGAUUUGGAUAUGAUGGAUUUUCCGUGUGCUUUCUGUUGUAGUUGACUGAUUUCUUGAAGCCUGUUACAUUUCAGGUCCACAGUACAGACAGGAGCUGUUUUUCUGUGCUGAAGAAACACCCUGUUUCUGGAUUUAAAGUAGCUCCUUAGAAGAAAUGCAUUAAGAUCGAUGAAACUUGCUUUGCUAAAUGUGUUUGGUUCAGGGAUGUUGGUGAGGCCUCAUGGUGAGGGCUAUGCUCUCAAAUGAUGCUCAAGACGAGGCGGAUCGUCUCAGUUUAAUAUAAUGCGUGAUGGAACAUGUUUUUUUUUUUAGUAAUUUAUUGUAGCCUUUUAAAUAUUUUCAGGUGACUUGACAUUUCAGGUAAACUCACCCAUAAACCUACGUUGUAGUUAAUUACUAUACAAAUUUUACAUAUUCUCAUUGUGAAGUAUAGGUUUUAUAUUUAGAUCAUUAACAGGGUUUGUCCUCAAUGGGUCAGUGCUGGUUUGGCUCAGAAGUCUAAAGUUAUUUUCAUAUUUGCCCAACAGUACAUAUCAUACUACACACACCACUAAUAGCUACAACACAGAUGUGUAUGUUUUCAACCAAUGUUGUUCUUAGCCCCCACUACCCAUACAUUAGUAUGGUAUUUCUUGACAAUGUUUAUUUUAUACUCAUGUGCUGGGUCUUUUUUUUAUUUAAUCCAAAAGUAUAAAAAGGUAAUUAAACAUUUGAAAUCCGUUGUGAGCAGCAGGUACAGAGGCGAGCCGGGAACCGGAGGAUUGCCCAUUCGAGUCCCGGGUCCGACAAGAAAAAAAUCUGUCAGGAAGUGAGCUGGCAACCGGAGGGUUCCUGGUAUCAAAUCCUAGAUGCCAUUGCAUGCCAUUGUGCCCUUGAGCAAGCCCCCCCCCCCCCCCACAACAACAGGUGCCCAGUGUGUCAGACCCCUGCGCCUCUCCAAAACAUGUAUGUGUAUUUUGAAUGGCAGUUUCUCUCUUUUGGAAGAGUUGGGUUAAAAGCGGAAGGUGCGAUUUGACCAACAAAGGGAUCUUAAAAUCAAAGAUUGAAUUAGCACUUUAUCGUCCCAGAAUUCCCCUUUUUUAGGGAUCCAUCUCAACCUGACGUUGUGCCUGGGCGUCUGCCACUGUGAACACUAAAGGAUUUGUAUGUCCAUGCUUUGUAUAACCAUACAUACAUGCAUUGUACUCUCACAUCAAUUUGAAGACAAUAAACAUUAUGACUCUUGA
Molecule: messenger RNA, 8152 nt
Organism: Oncorhynchus gorbuscha (pink salmon)
Lineage: Eukaryota; Metazoa; Chordata; Actinopteri; Salmoniformes; Salmonidae
Product: protein Shroom2-like
Exons: 9
Coding region: 2046-6701 (1551 amino acids)
Biological process (GO): actin filament organization
Cellular component (GO): apical plasma membrane; cortical actin cytoskeleton; apical junction complex
Molecular function (GO): actin filament binding
Source: RefSeq, a predicted model, not a curated record